This is a messenger RNA of Oppiella nova, 1422 nucleotides long. NCBI's taxonomy places the organism in Eukaryota, Metazoa, Arthropoda, Arachnida, Sarcoptiformes, Oppiidae. The record is from the annotation of a GenBank genome assembly.
AUGAAGGUGCUUUUAUUAUUACUCGCAUUUGUCUCGGCGUAUAACGCGUUACCCGCUUUUGACGAGCUAUCACAGGAAGGUGAGGGUAAGACAUGGGUAGUCCUAUGUGCCAGCGCUAACACAUGGAUGAAUUACGGUAUCCAGUCCGAUGUGUACCACUCGUACCAAUUGGUGCGUUCGCACGGUAUACCCGACGACAACAUAAUAGUCAUGCAUUACGACGAUAUCGCCACUGAUAAACAAAACCCAACACCCGGGGUAGUCAUAAAUGAGCCCAAUGGUACCAAUGUUUAUGAGGGUGUGCCCAAGCAUUAUACUGGGAAAGAUGUCACUCCCCAGAACUUUUUAGGUGUUCUGAAGGGCGAUGAUAAAUUAGCUAAGCUUGGUAAAAAGGUUGUUAAUAGCGGACCUAAUGAUCGUAUAUUUGUAUAUUUAAUGGACCAUGGAGCUGAAGGUGUGGUCAUGUUUAUGGAUACCUUUCUUCACGCCGAGGACCUAAAUAACGCACUCAAAGAAAUGCACACAAAUAAGAGAUACUCACAACUUGUAUUUUACCUUGAAGCUUGUGAAUCAGGUUCGAUGUUUGAUAAGUUAUUACCAACUGAUAUCAAUGUAUACGCCGUAACCGCUACAAAGCCUAAGGAGCUUGGUUGGUUUUAUUAUUGCGAUACGAAAUUAAGUACUUGCCUAGGUACAUAUUUUGCGGCAAUGUGGUUUGAUGAUUGGAGGGCUAAUGACCCAAAUGUUGAAAAGUUUCAACAAGAAUAUGAGUUUUUUGAUAAACAUCAAAAUUUUACCAUGUACAAUCAGUCUUACUCGCAGCACGCUCAACAAUACGGAGAUUUAUCACUUUCGAAAUUGACUCUAGCACAAUUUUUAGGUGGUAAAAAAUCACCUGAAAUGACAAGAACUUCAAAUAUUAACAGAGAAAACAUACAGUUUGUGAGCAAACGAGAAGUUGCUGUUUAUAUGUUGCAAAAGAAAAUUGAAGAGACCCAGGAUAUCACUACGAAAUUAGGGUAUGUCAAGGAGUUGGAGGCUUUACUGAAUGGACGUCUAUAUAUGGAUAACGUGUUGUAUGAAUACGUGAAUAGUAUUCAACACUUAAUGCCAAACAUCGCAACCAAUGCUAUACUCCAUACGAAACAAGAGCUCAAUAAUAGACACUGUUAUCGACGAUUAGCCGACAGUUUUAUUGAACAUUGUUUUACCCUUAAUGAAAAUCCAUACGUGUUGUCAAAACUGCAUAUAUUUGUGAAUAUUUGCGAACAAAUGCGUGACUCGAGUGAUGCGGACAUUGCUGUCAACCGAUUGAUACAAUACUGUCAUCAAAAUAUUGACCGAAAUAUUGCCACAAAUAUUCAAUAAACUGUUCAAUAUUUAUAUCAAUAUAAGAGAGUUAAAAAAUAUUUAAUAAUAAUA